Marmota monax (woodchuck) is the source of this 497-nucleotide messenger RNA. Its product is annotated as keratin-associated protein 19-3-like. NCBI's taxonomy places the organism in Eukaryota, Metazoa, Chordata, Mammalia, Rodentia, Sciuridae. The record is from RefSeq and is a predicted model, not a curated record. The coding region runs from base 1 to 219 and encodes 72 amino acids. The transcript has a single exon.
AUGAGCUACUACGGCAGCUACUAUGGAGGCCUGGGCUACAGACUUGGAGGCUUUGGUGGCCUGGGCUAUGGACAUGGCUGUGGCUGCGGCAGCUUCCACAGACUUUGCUAUGGCUGUGGCUAUGGAGGCUAUGGAUUUGGCUCUGGCUUUGGAGGCUAUGGGUAUGGAUUGGGCCGCCCAUCAUACUAUGGAGGGUGUGGAUUCUCUCACUUCUACUAGAUGUAUUACUGAAAACAGAAGCAGAGAAAAACCUUCAAUUGUGUUUGCUCAUAUCCCUUGUCUUAUUCUGAAAAAAUCCACCCUAUUUUCUCCAUCAUCAAUUGAUUGAUAUUUAUCAUUGUUUAAGUUACUUCUAUGAACAUAUAAAACCAUUUCUCUGGCUCCAUACAUUCAUGAUAUAAUGCAUAUUUAAUAUCUAUAAGCAUUCUAGUUUACUUUCCUCAUUUGGAUUUAAUUUUCUUACCACCUUUACUAUGACAUUAUCUUUCGAGCAAAUA